CUCGUUGAGGUUGGUUUGCACACGCAUCUGGAGAGAGUCGGUGAUUCUCAUUCCGAAUUCCAGUACUCGCCUGGCUUAUAUUCAAAUUCUGCCGUCGUGCCUCGAUCGUGGUGCACUGAGCUCUCAAUCAGUUGACUAGGACUGGACGCAGUCGCCGACGGUUCCCUCACAGCAAGUACCAUAACUCGCCGUUUUUGUUUCCGUAAUCGAUUACAACUUGCCGUUUUCUGCUUCCGUAGUCGUCGCUUAUCGCCCGCCAUGUCGCGACGCUAUACCUAUUGCCUAGCCUCCCUCAUCUUCCUCUGCACAUUCCUCUGCCUGAUCUCCGCCAAAUCUCAACCACAAGCCGGCAUCGCAGCGUCUCAUUCGCAACGCGCAGCCGACACGCAACGGCGGCAUGGCGGCUUCCGAACACCGCGUUUCUCGCCGAGUCACCGCACCCUCCUAGUAGACACGCCUUCCGCCGAACCAGCCGCUAGAAACGAAGGUUCAGGCCUUCCAGGCGAAGGUUUGGCCGAUCAAGGCGAAGAAUCUUACAUAGUGCGCGCCGAGCCGGUCCCGAAACGCAUUCUUAGAGUCGCAUCCCCGGAGCCCGCGCAACGUGGGAGACGACAGCUGAACGCAGCGGAGGGCGCAGCGGCGGAACGGGGGGGAAGCGGAAAGAGUGGGGAGAGCGGAGAGAGCAGGGAGACGUGGACGGAAGCGGAGGAGCAGGAGCUCGUCAUUCCCAAGGGUGUGGCGUUCUAUCACCGGGGGAAAAAUCGCGGGGGGGACGGGGGAAGCGGAGGGGGAAGCGGAGGAGCGGGGACCAGAUUAGCUGCGCCCGUCGAUAUCACACCGAGCAAGCGCCGGAAUGGGAGUGGGGGCCAGGCGUCGGGGGGGAGCAGCAACGACGGCGCGGGGAAGUUCCCCGUGAUCUCCCCGGGGGGCAGCGGCGGGGCCGGGGGCGGUGGGGGAAGCUCGGGGGGAACGAAGAAGAAGCGGGGCGGACCGAAUGGCGGAUGGACGCUUGCGAAAGAGCGGAGGGUUUCGUUUUCGUCCGCGCAGGAGAUGAAAAUCGGCAACGGGCAGUUCGGAAAGGGCGGGAAAGUGACGUACCAUGGCGGCCCGGUGAUGGCCAGGUCGCCGAUUAAAGUGUACCUCAUCUUCUACGGCGACUGGGACAAAACGACCGUGGACCUGUUUCACAAGUUCGUGAGCUCUAUAUCGGGGAAAUACAAGACGCCCAAGGACCGUUACAAUGUUACCAGGUGGUGGGGGCUCACGGCGGCCGGCACGCAGGCGGACGGAAAGCGCGUGAGCGCGACCGUGGCGCUGGGGAAGUCGGUGCUGGACCGGAACUACGUGUCGGGCGGCGGGAAGGUUCUGCGCAACUACCAGAAGGACGUCGUAGCCAUCAUCAACUACCACCUGCGCGCCAAGCUGUUGCCGUUCGACACGGACGGCAUCUACAUGGUGAUGACGGAUCCGACGGUGGAGGUGAAGAGCAGCGACCCCAGGGACGGCUUCUGCACGCGCUUCUGCGGGUACCACAGCUACGGCCAGGACGCGCUGGGGAAGGCCUUGAAGUUUGGAUUCGCGGGGCACUCGGCUCGAUGCCCCUCGCAGUGCACCCGGCCCCUUCCCUAUGAUACGUUCAAUGGGGUCAAUGUCGACGCCACCUUGUCCACAUUCGCGCAUGAAAUAGCGGAGGUGGCCCAGGACCCACUGUUCACGGCAUGGUAUGACUACGAUCAAGUGGAGGGAGCUGAUAAAUGCACGUAUGUUUACGGGGAUGGGUGGGUGAAUCCCCGGAAUUCAGCGGCUUAUAACUUGAUGGGAAGGAGGGGGUCGAGGUUUUUGAUCCAGUCUAUGUGGAGCCUUGAUAAGCAGAUGUGUGUACAAUAGGAUGGCAUACUUCAUUUACACAGCAGGGUAUUGGUGCUUCAUCUAUACAGGACUUCGCAUUUAUUAUGCGUUGUUUUGACUUGCUCCUAUUGAUAAUAAUACGCGAAAGGCUAC
Closterium sp. NIES-67 is the source of this 2001-nucleotide messenger RNA. The record is from the annotation of a GenBank genome assembly. Lineage: Eukaryota; Viridiplantae; Streptophyta; Zygnematophyceae; Desmidiales; Closteriaceae.